AUGGCGAAAACGAAUUCAUUGACAUUGUGGCACCAAUUUCACGCCAAACAUCCAGGCGUGGACUUCGUUUGGGUGAUGUUCACAACAUACAUCGGCACCAAUUUGGUUCGCAUAGUUCCUGUGCCGGAAUUCAAACGACUAUUGGAGGCAGAUCAGGGAAUAUCGAUUCCGAAUAUUAUACUUCAUGUCCUGCCCUACGAUAAUGUGGCAGAAGGUGGAAGCUUGACGGGAUCAUUCGUUCUGAGACCUGAUCCGCAAUCCCUCUCUCCACACUUGGGUGAGAAUAAAGCGAUCGUCAUGGCUUCAUGGAAUGAUAAAGAGAAACUACCCAUGGAACAAUGUGCACGUACCAAGUUGGAUACUUUGACACGCCUAAUUGAGCAGAAAUCGAACUGCUCAAUGCUCGUCGGGUUUGAACUAGAAUUCUGUGUCUUACGAGAACGAACAUUGGGCAACGGUCGGAUCGAAUACGAAACGGCCAAUACCGAUCAUUCAUGGUGUAGCAUGACUCGUGAAGAUGAAAUGCUACUUGGAAUGUUGGAAGAAGCUGCAUUGGCUUUGCAAUCAUUUGGGAUAAUGGUCCAGCAAUUUCAUGCUGAGCUAGGUCCCGGUCAAUGGGAAUUUGUCCUUUCGCCAGAUUCUCCACUCAGAGCUGUCGAUACUCUGGUUCUUGCUAGAAAUGUUGUUAUGAAGAUUGCAGCCAAGCACGGAUAUCGAGCGACUCUUCAUCCCCGAUUAUCAUCUGAUAAACCCGGCACCGGCGCCCAUGUUCACAUAUCGCUCAAUUCUGAAAGAGCAGAUUUGGCGACAGUGGAGUCAUUCUUUGCUGGCAUCCUCGAUCAUUUCACUUCUGUUGCUGCUUUUACUCUUCCUCAAGACAUUAGUUAUGGUCGAGUUGUUGAAGGCAUUGGAAGUGGAGGAGAUUAUGUAUGCUGGGGAUGGGAAAACAGAGAGACCAUAUUGCGGCGUAUCUCUAGCAACCGUUGCGAGAUCAAGAUGAUGGACGGGCUAGCCAAUCCUUAUUUGGGUCUUUGUGCAUUGCUAGCAGCUGGACUGGAUGGAUUAAUCCAAGGGUCGGUGCUAAGUGCUGGUCCUUGUCUCGUCGAACCAAGCAAGAUGUCCGACAAGGAACGAGCUGCCUUGGGUGUCACGACAAAGAUGCCUAGUGAUCUGAAAGAGAGUCUGAAAAGCCUGGAGGGAGAUAAACGCCUUAUUCAAGUAUUGAGUGAUACUAUGGUAUCCACUUAUCUUACCGUGAAGAAAUGCGAGCUUCAAGUCGUGCAUCAAAUGACCUCUGAAGAGCAACGUGUGUGGUUUAUUUCGAGAUAUUGA
Molecule: messenger RNA, 1332 nt
Organism: Penicillium cosmopolitanum
Lineage: Eukaryota; Fungi; Ascomycota; Eurotiomycetes; Eurotiales; Aspergillaceae
Exons: 1
Coding region: 1-1332 (443 amino acids)
Molecular function (GO): glutamine synthetase activity
Source: RefSeq, a predicted model, not a curated record